AUGACAUCAAACAACCCAAGCUCGGUGUCUUCUAGUCACGCAGUCGAUGCUCUUGUGACAGCACUCAUGAAUCUUAACAUGAGUUCUGUCACUGCCCAUGCACUCGUUACCAUCAUCCAAGCAAUUGCAGAUGGUGGCCAGACCAUUCCGUCAGCAGCCGUUCACCCUGGACAGAAAGAUCACACAGCCGAUUGUGAUGUUGAAGACAAUGCUGAUGAGGGAGCUGAGGCUACUCCAGCCUCCACCACCACUCCACCGCUCUCCUCCACCACACUGGCACCCGAUAUCGGCAGUAUUGCUGAAGCCAUCGCGAAACUCUCGCUCUGCAACAAUGCAGACUUAGUUGGGACCAACGCAGACUUAGUUGGGCUUCCGCCCAGAUCAGUUUCGUAUAAAGGGUUCCCAUACGAGAUUCCGGAUCUGUCUGCUGAAGGGCCCUUCUACUGCGUGAUUAAAGGCAAACGUGUUGGAGUUUUGGCCACUUGGGAAGACACUUCUCCCCAAGUCACGGGGGUCAGUGGUGCUAUCCAUAGCCGCUGUCCGUCAGUUGAAGUAGGCGUUGCACGGAUCCAUGCAGCCAUUGAACGCAAUAAUUGUCAGUACUUGGGGGCGUGA
Suillus discolor is the source of this 615-nucleotide messenger RNA. RefSeq lists its product as uncharacterized. The transcript has 3 exons. The record is from RefSeq and is a predicted model, not a curated record. Bases 1 to 615 code for a protein of 204 amino acids. Lineage: Eukaryota; Fungi; Basidiomycota; Agaricomycetes; Boletales; Suillaceae.